AUGGAUCUGGCCGCGUUCAAACCGAAGGUGGAUCCCAACGAUACGCUCGGCGAACGACAUGGGCGCGAGAUCGAAGAUGACUUCGGUGGCAAAGGUAUUGCCGUUGUGGUGCCCGAUCGUAAUGUUACCGAGCAGCAAGAAGCAGCGCUACAGCAGAACUUGAUUGGCGGGGCCGCCGUCUACCUGACGGAGACGUUCUACAUCAGCUCAAAGAAGAAUACGGUGUUCGAGGUACGACUCACCGACAAGGGCCUCUGUCUCAAGAAGCAAUCGAACGGUUCGACCAAGGAGCAAACAAUCCCGCUGAAGGACAUCAUCGGAUGUCGGUGUUUGCGUAGCAAACGAAGAUCCCGUGGCAGUUCCUCGUGCACCUGCGCUUCCAUCUCGAGCUCCCACCAGCUGAAGGUUGUUGAGGAGAAUUCGGACGAACAGGACGAAACGGACGUUAGCGCCUAUCUGUACAUCUACGCAUACAUCCUGAAGCGCAAUCGGCGGGGUGGCUUCCGCGAAAGAACCACAAUUACGCUACGCUUCCGGUCCUUCGACCGGUACGAAGAUAAUAACCGGGAGGCACAAAAGUGGCGUGCCUCCAUCAAGCACCUGGUGGCGGGUGAACCAGUCCAGAAGUUUACCUACCAACCGCGCGACACACGCAAAAUGUUGAUCAUCCUGAAUCCGAAGUCUGGUUCGGGGAAGGCACGCGAAAUGUUCCAACAGCGUGUGGCGCCGAUCUUUGCCGAGGCGGAGAUCCCGUACGAUCUGCACAUAACGAAAAAAAGUAACUGGGCGCGUGAGUUUGUGCGGUUGAGGGACGUGUACCUGUGGCGGGGUAUUGUCGUCGUCGGGGGCGACGGUAUCUUCUUCGAGGUGUUGAACGGGCUGUUCGAGCGGGAAGAUUGGCAGACGGCGAUCGACGAGCUGCCGAUGGGUAUCAUCCCGUGCGGAUCUGGCAAUGGACUGGCGAAAACGGUGUCCUUCCUGUAUGAAGAACCUUUCGAGACCAAACCUGUACUGGCGUCAGCUUUAAUGGUAGUUAAGGGCAAACAUUCCAUGUUAGACGUAGUUAGAGUCGAAACACGUUCCAAUAUUAUGUUCUCGUUUUUGUCGGUCGGCUGGGGACUGAUCUCGGACAUUGACAUUGAGAGCGAACGGUUGCGUGCGAUCGGUGGGCAACGGUUCACCGUGUGGUCCGUCCAUCGGCUAAUCAGCUUGCGCACCUAUCAAGGCAAGGUGUACUAUCUUCCGGCCCUAGUUAGUCCAACGAAUGGUGAUGGUACAGUGCCGCCGCACCCGAACGGUGGUGGCAUCGGUACACUGAAGCACAGUGUGAGCUACAACACGACACUGAACUGUCGCGAUUGCCGGGGACUGAUGGGACCGGACGGUGGUGGUACCACCGGUAGCUGCGACGCCUGUGAUACUAACUUUAGUGACGUGCUGUCGCUCGAAACCGGCACCAAUUUGGACUCGUUCCGGCCACGCAUCGACAGCUGGUAUUCGGCGACCUCGCGCAAAAGCACCUACUUCUCGACCGUGGACAGCGUGUACGAGAGUGAUAAGGCUUCCAACGAUGAUCCGACGCAGACCGGUGGCCCGAACGGUGGCGGUGUGAUGUACGGGCCACCCUCAAGGCUUCCCGCCCUAACGGCCACGCUGCCGGACAGCUGGCAAACGAUUACCGGCGAGUUUGUGAUGGUGCAUGCCGCCUACCAGACGCACCUCAGCACGGAGUGUUACUUUGCGACCCAGUCGCGCCUUAACGAUGGGAUCAUAUGGUUGCUGAUCAUCCGGGCGGGUGUAUCGCGAUCGCAGCUACUUUCCUUCCUGCUCGGGCUGAGCAGCGGAACGCACAUUCCAAUGCAGGCGAACGAAUACAUCCAGAUGGUGCCGGUUUCGGCGUUCCGGAUCGAACCGGCCGGUACCAACGGUCACAUGACGGUCGAUGGCGAGAAGGUCGAGUGCGGACCGAUACAAGGCGAAAUAUUUCCCAGCCUAGCGAAAGUGAUGGUACCGAAGUAG
Anopheles marshallii is the source of this 2019-nucleotide messenger RNA. RefSeq names its product sphingosine kinase 1-like. NCBI's taxonomy places the organism in Eukaryota, Metazoa, Arthropoda, Insecta, Diptera, Culicidae. Gene Ontology annotation, cellular component: cytoplasm; intracellular membrane-bounded organelle; membrane. The coding region runs from base 1 to 2019 and encodes 672 amino acids. Gene Ontology annotation, biological process: sphingosine biosynthetic process. The transcript is spliced from 3 exons. The record is from RefSeq and is a predicted model, not a curated record.